UUAUUUGAUUAUGUUCUAUUUAACGUGUAUUUUUAUUUUAUUUUGACUAAUUUAACACCUAUAAUGAGUUUAGGAAUUAUGACUUUACGCUUUUUAAUUGUUAUUUGACUACUUCAUUUAGUUAGGGAUUGUCCUGGCUGAAUUGUGUUAAUUGAGAUUGAAUAUUUGUUAAUUGUGAUUGAAUAUUUGAAUUGUCCAUGCUAAAAUUGUUAAAUUUUAGAUUUUAUUCUUUGACAUGAUAUGAAUAUUUAUUUAUUUUAUUAUAAAAAAUAAAAUUUAAAUAUACACUACAAUUUAGUUGGUUAUGUUCAGUUUGGUCAUGCCCCUCUCCCAAACAUGCACCAGCAGACUGAUGAAUCACUUUUUCGCAGCAUACUCGAUGUUGAUGCCGUUGGUUAUGUUCAGUUUGGUUUGUAAUUUGUAAAUGAUACAUUUCAAAAGCUAUGAGAACCUUUUAGAAAGGGAUUUGGAUGUUUCAGUUUAUAUUGAUGAGCACAUCUGUCUAACACAUUUUAGUUAUAUCCAAUGGUGGUGAUUUUGUUGUAAGUUUAGAAUUUGUUAGAUUAUAAUUCAUGGAUACCUUCUGGCCAAAGAUACUUGUUCUCUUGAGAAUUUCUGAAAUUUGGGGCAUGGUAUGUGUUUGUUCUUUUAGAUUUGAUUUUUGAAGUCUUGUUACGUUUUUAAAAUUUCUGAAAUUGAAAUCUGUCAUAUUAUUUUAGAUUUUAUUUCUGAAAUUUGAGGCAUGGUGAAUGUAACACGACAUUUGCGGUGAGAUUUAAAUUCUAUUUCUAUGUGUUUCAUGUGCCCAAGGCUCGCUGGCACCACUUUGAAAGUUGUCAUGACUUACAAAUAGAAAGUUUCUCUCCCAGUAAGGAUCUGUUUAGGAUAAAAUUGUGAGAUGAAGGCAGAUUGUUGUCGAGCAUGUGUUGAAACAAAACAAACAACAUUCAACCCUAAACAAUAUCUCGUGCGGGCCACGCCCAACGUUCAACCCCAUCACACAUAAAAUAUACCUUGCAUUAUAUAUUAAGCAAAGGAUAAUAACUGUUUAUACACUGAUUACAUUAAAGUCAAAUACUUAAAUGUACUACUUUCUUUUUUCAUCAACCAUAAAAUCAACAAAAAAAACAACUCAAUACUAACACUAUUAAACCCCUAACAAACUUAUGCGUUCAACAGAAAACAACACAAUCCACAUAAUGCUUUCUCACGACUUGUGCAUUCAGCAUCGAUCCAUUGAAACCAUUUGCAAUCAUCAUCUUGUCCACAAAAUCAUCCAACAAUUAAUUCCAUUCUCACAAAAUCAUCCUCGGCGAAUGGAUCUGUUCAUGACACCAAUGAAAUAAUAACACUAUCAGUUCAAUUCCACUGCCCUCUUAUGUACCAUUUCAAACUAAAACAAUAACCCAACAAACACAAAAUCGAACGGUGUACACAUACCAAAAGUUGUUGGGAUCUGGAUAUCGAGUUCAGACAUGAACCUUGACUGCUCGAAUUGAGAUGACCAAACAGGCAGACAGAACUCGGUUGCUUCAAAAUUGGAUGGCUAAGCACUAAGACGAUGUGUCAGAUGUCUUUAAAAUCUCAUAAAUGAGAUUGAACAUAAGCUAUAAACAUAGAGCAAAGCCAACUUAACUCGGUAAAAUUCACACAAUGUUGGCAAUUACUACUAAGAUGACAAAUCAAUAGAAAACAGUCAGACUGAAUCAAUGGUUAUGUGGGUAAAGAUAAGAAAUCACAUCUUAAAUCACACAAGACCUAAUAAGAUUCACAUUAGAAAUUUUUUAUGACAACUAUAGCUGGAAACUCUAUUCAAAGUGAUUGUGGAUUUUGGUUUCCUGUAUAUUCUUUUUCUAACCUAAACAACAAAUAAACAAAGAAAUUUAAUUUCAAUUCUUUCAUUUGUCCCCAAUCUUUUUCCUCUCCUUCCACAAAAUCCUAGUUUUAAAGGAUAGUGCAAUUACAGAUCUGAGCGCCUUCUCCCACUUCAACCUCUUCCGAGCAUCAACAUUUUUAUUCCUUAAAGAAAACAAAAAAUUGCCUUUUCAUGAUGUAACUGUUCAAUAAAUCAUAUUCUUUUGCUUUAUGGCCAUUUUUAACUCCACAAUCUUAGACAUGAGCAUCCUAAAUAAAGUCGAUUAAAACAAAAAAUUAAUCAGGAGAAAACGACGACAGAAGAACUUGUAAAGCGCGCACGUGUGCGCGCGUGCGCGCACACAUGACAAUGAUGUAAACAGAAGCAUGAAAUAUCACUCAUCUGUUAGCCAAGUAUAGUUUCUUCUCACAUUCUUCAACCUAAUGGCGAAUGAAGUUAAAAUACAAAGAAUGGAAAAGAAUGCUUCUUGUCAAGGUUAAAAAAAAAAACAAUAGAAGCACCAAAAAGCAUUUUUUUUUCACAAAGAAUUGCAGUCUUCUUAACCCCUCCAGAAAAAAGAAAGAAAAAUCAAGAAAGGGAUAUUUGCAUUUGCAGAAACAAGAAAAGACAAAGAAAGAAGAGAUAAACAUACAUAGGUAAAUACAGGACAAUGAUAUGGAACACACAUCAAAAUGACACUCUGCCUAUUCACCCAAGAACAGAUUUUUACGACCUAGAAAAACAAAAUCGCAAUCUUUUCAGCAAAUGACAUAUGAAAGCAAAUUUCGUCGAGUAGUAAUUAUUCAACGAGUACCUGAUCUGGAAGAAGGGUUUGAAUUGAAACCGAGAGAGAGAGAGAGAGAGAGAGAGAGAGAGAGAGAGAACAACAGUCGAUCCAAGAGAGGAAGGGGGGGUGGGCUGGAAUUUACAAAUAGGAGAGCCGAUUUUGACCGGACAGUUUUACACGUCUUAGUGUUGGGAAUGCACGGGAAGGGAAGAUGGUGGUCGUUGCUGGUGAGGACUGAUGGUGGCAACACCCCGACGUUACGCCGGAGGUCAUCAAGCAGUGGAGAAACAGAGAGAGAGAGAGAGAGAGAUCUCUAGUCCAGUGGAGAGAGAGAGGGUUUUUCAAUCUGGGUCAUUCGAAGAGAGAGGAAUAAGUGGGCGGGGAUUCAAAUUAUUUUACUUUCAAAUUAUCGCGAUAAUUUGGCUUCAUAAUAUCACAAUAAUUUGAGAUUGUCAACUAAGUUGUUGGCCAAAUUGGUUGUGUAGCAUUAUCCUUUUACAUUUUGACUCAUGUUCCAAAAUCUGAGGUACGACCCUGCUUCCUCCCUCCCUCUAACUCUCUCUCCCUCCCUGCCUUUCUCACUCACACAGGUCCGACAGGUCUCUGGCUCUCUCUCCUUCCUUUCCAUAGGUCUCUUACUCGGUGAUCGGAGCACUCAACAGUCAUCACCAGCUCUAAGACGCCGACGAUGAGUCCUAGAGGUCCAAUCUGAUUCUCUCUCCCUCCCUCAUUCUCCGCUCUCAGCCCCUCACUCUAUCUUUCUCACUCCACUGAAUACUAGUGGAUUUUGGGGUUUGAUGCAUUUGAUUGAUUUGGGGAUAUUACUUGUUUAAUAACAUUUAAUGGGUUUAGGGCAUUCAUAUGAUUGAUUGUUUAGGGAUUUUACUUGUUUUAUGGAAAUUUGAUUGAUUUAGGGCUUUUAUAUGCUCUUGGCCACAUUUGCUGCUUGUAUUUAGCUAUUUUUACUGCCAUGUAAUUACUUUUUAGAUUAUGUAAGAAAUGCCCUGUCAUAUUAUCAAAUCCGCGGUCUUUAUUUCUCUAUAAAUUGAAUGCAGUGGAGAAGUGGUGACAUUUGCUUCUAAGGUUUGCUACAACUACAAUUCUAGUUAAGAGAAAGAUUACCAUCUGAAUUUCACAGGAUAAGAAUUUGUGCAGUUUCCCAGUUCUGGACAUGGAAAAGAAGCUAAAUCAUGUAGAGGUAGAACUGAGCUGGAAAACAUUGAGAAUAGUAACAUGAAAGCUGAAUGUUGCUUCAUAGGCUUGUUAUAAUGUUAUACUCUUUCAAACUGCUCAAACUGAUAGGUUAUGGUUUGGGCGGUUUCAGAUGGAUGGUGGUUUGGAAGAGUGCCUAACCUCUAUUGGUGCUUUAGUUUGAGAAACCCCUUUCAAACUGCUCAAAUUGACCAUUGCACACCCCUAAUAACAGUAAAUGAGUUACAUAGCUUUAUGGGACUAGUGGGUUAUAUUAGAUGGUUUGAAAACAAAAAUGGAAAACUGAAAAUAAAAAAUCGAAGAUUCUGUCAAAUAGUCCUAAAGUUUUACAAUCAUGUAGCACUGAAUAUUAUUUCAAUCAUGUUAGGUCACAAGAGCUUUAUUUUACAAAAUAAGACUCGUCAAUUAUGAACUAAAAUUAUGUUGCUAACAUUAUUAAUGACAAGCAAUCAAACACCAUUUUUGUUUUCCUUUUCAAAAUAAUUAAAAUGAAACAAAAAUAGAGAAUAAACACAUUUUUCCUGCUUUAAUAUGUGUAGAUUGAAAUUCACUUUUUGCAAGCAAACCUUUGCUUUCCUGUUAUGUUGAGAAUUUUAAAUAUUUCAUAAAAAAACAUUCCCUCUUUAGUCCUAUACUUUACACGAUUAUUCUUAAUCAACCUAUGAUGAUUUUCAAUAUUUGUAGAGUCCAUUCUCUUUUGUUCCAACUGUUAGUGCCAGUUGCUUGUCUAUUGCUGUUGAUCCAUGAAUUUGGUUUCAGCAUUCUGAAUCAACCAGUUCUCUGAACAGAGAGCUAGUGGAAAUCUGCAAUGAAUAAAGGCGGUAUUGGUGUUGGUGGUGGGAGUGGUGCAGGUGGCGGACCAACUGCUGCUGCCGCAGCAGCAGCAGCCCAAAAGCAGAAAACAUUGUUGCAGAGAGUUGACACUGACAUUGGGACUAUUGCGGACAAUUUCAAUUUUCUUAUUAAUGCAGCUAGGGUCAAUGAACCACCUGUUAGAAAUUCACAACAAGCUUUCAUGAUGGAGAUGCGGGCUGCCAGAAUGGUUCAGGCAGCUGACUCUUUGCUGAAGUUGGUAACGGAGCUGAAGCAGACAGCAAUCUUUUCUGGUUUAGCAUCCCUCGACGACCAUGUAGAGCAAAGAAUAACGGAGUUUAACCAACAGUCAGAGAAAACAGAUCGUCUUUUGGGUAGAAUUGGAGAGGAAGCGGCUGCGAGCCUGAAGGAGCUGGAGUACCAUUACUAUUCCUCAGCUUCUCGGACGAACCAACCAUCCAACAAUGAGUGAACUGAGAGCCGAGCCCACUGCUUCAAUGCUCGGCUCUCCCGAGUUAAACUCUGUUAUGGAAAGAUUUGAACCUUCUCAAGACAAACAACAGGAGGAGCUUCCUUCCACUGGAUUGUACAAAACCAUUAUAAAACAUGGAUAGGACAUCUCUCUCAUGGUAUUACUAUUCUAUGUGCUCAAUGGGAGGGAACUUACAUCUGAAGUCUAGUGCAGCAAAGCAACCUGCAGUUGUAAAUUGUUUUGGAUUAUUAAUGGUUGGAUUGCUUUAUGCAAGCCCCUAAUGGCACUGUUUUUGUUUGGGAAGGGCUAUUUUUACAAUGUUUUGUGAAUCCCUAAAACAUUAAGGUUACGUUUGAUAGGGGUGGAAAAUGAGAAUGAAAUUUAUUUUCUAUCCAAA
Messenger RNA from Diospyros lotus (date-plum), 5536 nucleotides. Its product is annotated as mediator of RNA polymerase II transcription subunit 22a-like. The record is from RefSeq and is a predicted model, not a curated record. Gene Ontology annotation, cellular component: mediator complex. Lineage: Eukaryota; Viridiplantae; Streptophyta; Magnoliopsida; Ericales; Ebenaceae. Gene Ontology annotation, molecular function: transcription coregulator activity. The transcript has 3 exons. The coding region runs from base 4663 to 5139 and encodes 158 amino acids. Gene Ontology annotation, biological process: regulation of transcription by RNA polymerase II.